UUCCAUUCAUUUCUUAUCAUCGUCCCAAAGUCGAACCCCCAACAAACAACCAGCCACGCUGUAGAAAAACCGAUCUAGCUAGAGCUCCUUCUUCCUCAAGAGAACUGAACUGGCUCCUUCAACUGCAGCAUCGCAGCAGCGAGAUAUGGAAUCCUCUUCUUCUUCUACUGCAUCGCCGCAUGUUGCUCUUCCGACAGGGGAGUACGAGGUUUUCAUGAGCUUCAGAGGCCCCGACGUUCGCAACACGUUUGCCGAUCAUCUCUACAGGUCGUUAACGCGUGCCAAGAUUCGCACGUUCAUGGACGAGGAAGAGCUCCGGAAGGGGGAAGGGAUCGCUCCUUCACUAGUCCGGGCCAUCCCGGAAUCGAAGAUCUACAUAGCUAUUUUGUCCGAGCGGUACGCUUCCAGCAAAUGGUGCCUUCUAGAACUGGCUCAAAUGGUGGAGUGCUGGAAGCAAAGGAAGGGACAUCUCAUCCUCCCCAUUUUCUACUUGGUUAGCCCGAGAGAUGUGCGACAUCAGGAGGGUCUUUAUCAGCAAGCCUUUGAACACCACGCCCACAAACACAGCCCACAAACAGUGAAGGAAUGGAAGGAAGCACUUCGAGAGGUCGGGCAAAUGAAAGGAUGGCACGUUACAGAAUCCCGCGGCGAGGGAGCCAUUGUUGACGAGGUUCUUUCCAGAGUUAAAUCACAUCUGAGGAGCAUGUACACAUUAGUGACCGACGAGCUGGUGGGGAUCGAUACUCCCAUGGAAGAAGUGAUGAAGUUGUUGAAUUUAGAGUCAUCCAAAGAGAGAGUUAUCGUUGGCAUUCACGGCAUGGGUGGUCUAGGUAAGACCACUUUAUCCAAAGCUGUAUACAACGAGAUUUGUGCUCAAUUUGAUCGUUGUUGUUAUCUCGAAGAUGCACGAGAAGCUUUAGCAAAGAGUGAUGGAGUUGUAUCUCUACAGAAUAAGGUCAUCUCUACCAUAUUGGAAGGUGAUUAUCAUGUUCAAAAUGCUAGCGAAGGAAUCAACAUGAUUAAAAAUAGGGUUUGCAAACACAAAUUGCUUCUUGUUGUUGACGAUAUAGAUGACAAGUUCGAAUUUAAUAAGAUUCUAGGAAAAUUAGGUGAUUUUUCCUCGGGUAGUAGAUUUAUAUUGACAACUAGAUAUACGAGGAUUUUAGAUUUUAUUUCAGAUUGCAGAUUGUAUGAACCACGAGAACUGAGUCGUGAUCUUUCCCUACAACUUUUUAGCAAACAUGCUUUUGGGAUGAACAAUCCUCCAGAGGAAGAUGCAGGUAUAUCUAAGGAAUUUGUAAAAGUUGCUACUGGACUUCCUUUAGCUCUCAAGGUGAUAGGAUCACUUUUGUAUCGUAGAAAGAGGAAAUUUUGGGAAGAAAAGUUGAAAGAAUUACAAAGCAUACCUUCUUCCGAAAAUAUGUUGCAGGAGAGAUUGAAGGUUAGCUACACGGACUUGUCGCACAAUGAAAAACAAAUAUUUCUUGACAUUGCAUGUUUCUUUGCCGGUAGCCACAAAGAUAUACCUUACUACAUGUGGAGUGGUUGUGAUUUUUAUCCAGAAAGUGGGAUCACUAAUCUUAUCCACAGAUCUUUGCUAAAACUUGAUGAGAGAAACCAAUUUUGGAUGCACGAUCUCAUCAAAGAUCUUGGGAGAGCCAUUGUUAGAGAAGAUGUUCGAAAUCCAUACAAUCGUAGCCGGAUAUGGUCUACCGACGAUGCCCUCGACAUGUUAAGAAUCGAAGAGGGGAGUGAACGGGUGGAAGUUGUUCGGAUAGAUGUGAAAUUUAGCGAUGAUCAUGACAGGCUGCUGACAAGUAAGAAAUUUGAGAAAUUAUCAGGGUUAAGAUAUUUGGAGGUGCGAUAUGGACUCAUGAUGGGGGAUUUCAGCCAGAUUCUUCCAAAUCUAUGUUGCCUUCGAUUGUAUAACUGUCGAUCUAUCCCAACUAACGUUAACACGAAACAAUUGUCGGUACUUGAUUUGGAGGGUUCCAGUGUGAUGGAUGACUGGAAGGGCUGGAGUGGAAUAAAGGCAACGUCAAAGCUGAAAGCUAUAAAUAUAGCGAACUGCCUGCUGACAAAAUCUCCCGACUUGUCGACAUGCACAAGCCUCGAGUACAUAAAUUUCAUGGGAUCUUUCACAGUGGACGGACAGUUCAGCAUCGGCAAAUUCAAGAAUCUGGAAACGCUGAUACUCAAAGGAAUCGACAUAACAACGUUGAUCAUUGGGGGUGGUGGCAUUGGAAAGCUUCGACGAUUGGAGGAGAUGCAGUUGAUGGGGACCAACUUGGAGAUUCCCAGGCUUCCGGCGAGUUUGAAGAGGUUAUCCAUCUCGUAUUCUUCGAGGGUCCCGAAUCUUGCUGAGCUCAAGGAGCUGGAAUCCCUGAGCUACCUGUGGGCUGAUAAUCCUUGGAUCCCAGGAGACUUAUGGCGGCUUCCCAAUUUGAAGGAAUUGACACUGAGGCACUCCCGUUUCGAUGGGCCACUGCUGCAGGAUGAUCAGGACCCUGCUCUGCCCACAUCUUUAACCCGCCUUCUUGUCGAGAGCUGCCCGCAGUUGAACGAACUCCCCAGCCUAGUGAAUCUGUGCAAUCUGACCCGACUCGUGCUCUCGGGUAUCGGGGUUUCAGAGAUCCGGGGACUGGGAGAGCUGAGGGCGCUGGAGACUAUGGAACUAUGUAGACUUGAGAAUCUGAACAAUCUCAACGGACUUGAGAAUCUGCUUCUCCUCAAGACCUUGACCUUGAGAAACGCCCCGCUGGAGAGACUGCCGAGUUUAGCGAAUUUGACCAAGCUGAAGGAUCUGGAGGUCUGGGACUGUUCGAAUCUCGUCGAGAUACAAGGACUGGGCGGCAUUGGGAGGGAGUCUUUAUCCCGUCUGAAAAUCGGCAGAUGUCCCAACCUGGCAGACUCGGACGGACUUCAACUUCUGGUAGCACUGGAGGAAUUGCUUUUGUACCAACAGUCUCUGAAACAGUUGAACAUCCGCAGGUGGCGGGAGUUGCUGGAGGUUAAAGGGCUGGAGGGAUUGGUGUCGUUAGAAAGGCUUACCAUGGAGGGCUGCACUUCCAUCCAACAGCUGCCGGACCUGUCCGAGCUCAGGAAUCUCAAGGAACUGCACCUCAGUGAUUGCCAAAGCUUGAUUCAUCUCGCGGGGAUCGAGAGAUUGGAAUCGUUGCAGCGGCUGCUGCUGCCUCGGUGUCGUUCGAUUACCAAGCUGCCAAACUUAUCCGGCCUCAGGAAUUUGGAGACUUUGGACCUCCAGAGGUGCGUAGAGUUGACCGAGGUCGAGGGGGUCGAGGGAUUAGAGUCGUUGAGGUGGCUGCUGCUGUCGGAGUGUCGUUCUGUUACAAAGCUGACCAACUUAUCCGGCCUCAAGAAUUUGGAGACUUUGCAUCUUUCGGAAUGUGUGAACCUGACCGAAGUCGAAGGGGUCGAGGGGCUGGAGUCGUUAACAAGGCUGCAACUGUAUAAUUGCAGGUCGAUAACGGAGUUGGGAAAUCUGUCUGGUCUAGAGAAGUUGGAGGAGCUUAAUAUCAUGGGGUGCACGAAGUUGAUGGAGGUCAAUGGACUUGACGAGCUGGAGAAGUUAAGGUACCUGGACAUGGGGAGAAGGAUGAGAGUGAAGUAUUUGGCCAAAUCUGCUGCUAUAUAUUGCUUGAGACUAGCUGGCGCUGCACCAGUCGUUGGUCGCUUAGUAUCGUGGGGUGCACGAAGUUGA
This is a messenger RNA of Linum tenue, 3721 nucleotides long. Lineage: Eukaryota; Viridiplantae; Streptophyta; Magnoliopsida; Malpighiales; Linaceae. The record is from the annotation of a GenBank genome assembly.